CUAUGUCCAUGUUCCAGCGCGAUCCGAGAGCUGGAGCUUUCCUGGGAGGAGACAGGGUGUCUGGACAGGACAUUAGGGAUCAAAAUGUCCUGGCUGCACGGUCUAUCGCGAACAUCGUGAAAAGUUCACUCGGCCCUCUGGGUUUGGACAAGAUGCUUGUGGACAACAUUGGAGAAGUUACGAUCUCCAAUGACGGCGCAACGAUUCUGUCUUUGCUGGCUGUAGAGAACCCUGCUGGCCGUAUCUUCGUUGACCUUGCGCAAAAGCAAGAUCGCGAGGUUGGUGAUGGUACUACUUCCGUCGUUAUUAUCGCCGCGGAGCUUCUCCGCCGCGCGAAUGAGCUCGUCAAGCAGAGAAUCCAUCCUACUACAAUCAUAACCGGAUACAGGCUCGCGUGCAGGGAGGCAUGCAAGUUCAUGCAAGACCAGCUGAGCGUGAAAGUCGACGCGCUUGGCCGCGAUGCUCUGAUUAACGCAGCGAAGACGAGUAUGUCGAGCAAGAUUAUUGGCGGGGACGACGACUUGUUCGCGCCCAUGGCGGUCGAUGCCAUGCUUGCUGUCAAAACCGUCAAUAACCGGGGGGAUAUCAAGUACCCUGUAAAAGCGGUUAAUGUUCUCAAGGCGCACGGCCGAAGUGCACGAGAAUCCCUGUUCGUCAAGGGCUAUGCACUGAAUUGCACUGUCGCCAGUCAAGCGAUGAAAACGCGGAUAACCAACGCUAAGAUUGCCUGUCUCGAUAUCAACCUGCAGAAGGCGCGGAUGCAGCUCGGUGUCCAAAUCCUCGUGGAUGAUCCGUCACAGCUUGAGGAUAUCCGCCGGAGAGAGUCCGAGAUAACGCUCGAGCGCAUUAGGAAAAUACUUGCUGCGGGUGCGAAUGUUGUGCUCACCACGAAAGGCAUCGACGAUCUGUGCCUGAAGGAGUUCGUUGAAGCCGGUGCCAUGGCUGUCCGCCGGUGUCGCAAGGAAGAUCUCCGCCGCAUCGCGAAGGCGACUGGUGGUACCCUCGUAUCGAGUCUUGCUAACCUCGAAGGGGAGGAGUCGUUCGAAGCUAGCUACCUUGGUCAUGCCGAGGAGGUCAUCCAGGAGCGCAUUUCCGAUGAUGAGCUAAUCCUCAUCAAAGGCACGAAGGUGGUCAACUCGGCGUCGAUAGUGCUUCGUGGCGCGAAUGACUAUAUGCUGGACGAGAUGGAACGAGCUUUGCACGAUACGCUUUCCAUUAUCAAGCGUACGCUUGAGAGUGGCUCUGUAGUUCCAGGCGGAGGUGCUGUGGAGACCGCUCUGAGCAUCUAUCUUGAGAAUUUUGCGACAACAUUGGGUUCGAGGGAACAGCUGGCAAUUGCCGAGUUUGCGAAUGCACUGCUCGCCAUUCCCAAGCAGCUGGCCGUGAAUGCGGCAAAGGACUCUACAGACCUCGUUGCCAAGCUACGUGCAUAUCACAAUGCUGCCCAGAACGCACCUGCUGGCGAUCCGAAGAAGGCUCUCAUGCGCUACGGUCUCGAUCUCCUCAACGGUGAAGUGCGCGACAACGUUGCGGCUGGUAUUCUCGAGCCGACCAUCAGCAAGGUCCGUAGUCUCAAGUCAGCGUUUGAGGCGGCUGUGUCUAUACUCCGUAUCGACGACGCUAUUCAAUGUGUGCCAGAAUCCAAGGGAGAGCCGGACCCUCACGGCCAUUAGUGGAUCUUUUGAGUUGUCUUAUGACAGGCACAAUCCAAUUGUACAUGAACCAGUUUAGUUUACUUCCAGAUGCUUGCCGUUGGCAGAAAGGAUGCAUUCACU
This is a messenger RNA of Phanerochaete carnosa HHB-10118-sp, 1775 nucleotides long. RefSeq lists its product as uncharacterized. Gene Ontology annotation, cellular component: chaperonin-containing T-complex. Gene Ontology annotation, biological process: protein folding. Gene Ontology annotation, molecular function: ATP hydrolysis activity; ATP-dependent protein folding chaperone; ATP binding. The annotation marks the transcript as partial. The record is from RefSeq and is a predicted model, not a curated record. Lineage: Eukaryota; Fungi; Basidiomycota; Agaricomycetes; Polyporales; Phanerochaetaceae. The transcript is spliced from 8 exons.